CACUGCUAGGCAUUGACUGGCGCAACCGCUGGGCACUGACUGGUGGCACUGACUGGCAGCACUGCUGGGCUGCACUGAUGGGCACAGGUGGGUGGCACUGCUGGGCACAGGUGUGUGGCACUGCUGGGUGGCACAGGUGGGCGCACUGCUGGGCACAGGCGGGUGCACUGCUGGGCACAGGUGGGUGCACUGCUGGGCACCCUGAUGAUCGGUGCUGAUCCCUGCUCUGACAACUGCCGGUUCUCGGCAGUACUUUCCUCACGUUCUGACACGUGUCAUUGGACACGGCUAAUCACGUGGUAAAAGGCCGCUGUG
Messenger RNA from Staurois parvus, 315 nucleotides. NCBI's taxonomy places the organism in Eukaryota, Metazoa, Chordata, Amphibia, Anura, Ranidae. The record is from the annotation of a GenBank genome assembly.